AUGUCUGACGAAACCAAGACGUACUAUCAUACAACACCUAAUGGCUCCCGGAUCUUCAUUGAAGAAUGUGGUUCCGGUCCAUUAAUGGUACUGAUGCAUGGUCUGGGUGGAACAACGAACGCCUUCCAGCCUUUGAUAUCUCAUUUCUCCUCUCGAUACACUAUGUUGCGGUUUGACUUCCCAGGUUCCGGAUUCAGCACUUUCAAGUCACCGCCAUCUAUACCACAAUUCGUCGAAGAUCUCUCCUCUAUUCUAGACUCCAAGGAUUCAAAGGAGAAUACAAUACUCGUUGGCCAUUCCCUUGGAAGUAUUGUAGCCAUGCAUUAUGCUUCAAAAAAUCCAGGAAUCAGCGGGCUCGUUCUCAUUGGGCCCGGGAGAUCAGCCUCCCAUAUUCCUGCUGUUGUCGAGCGAAUGACUGGCCUUGGAGCCAAAGCCAGGCUUGGCAUCGAAGGGAUUAGAGAUUCCACAAUUGGCAACAAUGUCGCUCCCAGCUCCUCGAACCUUGUUCGAACAAUCGUCAGGCAGAUGAUCAGCUCGCAAGACGCCGAAGGCUACGCGGCUACUUGUGAGGCAGCUUGUGCCAAGACGCAUGUCGAUCCAGACUAUUCUACGAUCAAAUGCCCAGCUGUGCUCAUUGCGGGGGAUCAGGACAUGAUAUCGCCCGUGUCGAGGUCCGAGGAUCUCAUGACGCUAAUAGGAGGUGGCGGAAACGAGAACGUCUUGCUGAAAGUAGUGCAUUCAGGUCAUCAGCAGGUAUUAGAAGAUACUGAUGGGGUAGUGAAGGCUAUGGAGGCAAUGUUGGAUUUUUUGUAA
This is a messenger RNA of Lachnellula hyalina, 813 nucleotides long. RefSeq names its product Pimeloyl-[acyl-carrier protein] methyl ester esterase (gene bioH). The record is from RefSeq and is a predicted model, not a curated record. The coding region runs from base 1 to 813 and encodes 270 amino acids. NCBI's taxonomy places the organism in Eukaryota, Fungi, Ascomycota, Leotiomycetes, Helotiales, Lachnaceae. The transcript has a single exon.